This is a messenger RNA of Lytechinus variegatus (green sea urchin), 4795 nucleotides long. RefSeq names its product transmembrane protein 62-like. Gene Ontology annotation, molecular function: hydrolase activity. Bases 465 to 2414 code for a protein of 649 amino acids. The transcript has 15 exons. The record is from RefSeq and is a predicted model, not a curated record. NCBI's taxonomy places the organism in Eukaryota, Metazoa, Echinodermata, Echinoidea, Temnopleuroida, Toxopneustidae.
GUACCUGCUACCGUCAUAUUACGCAAUAAAGACAAAACGUCAUUGUGUCAAAUUCCGGUCGAUCAGCUGUGCAAGUGUUGUUUACAUUCUGAUGAACCAACCCCGGUUUCUUUUUCCUUCCGAGCACACGACACAUUGCAUUAUGAUGAUCAUCGACCGGCGAACUCGGCUCGUUCAUUCUUUGUUAUGUUGACGUUGAGACACGAUCACAUGAUGUUCGCAUGUAGACCAUUCGUUGAUGUAGACGAUGCAGUGCAAUGAGUGCAUGAUAAGACCAGAGUAGAAUCCGAAAUCGUUUGCACGCAGGGAAGCCAAGUUGUUCAUGAUUCAUUGUUCGUCUGCCAUGUCAUCGAAUUAACAUUUUCUCUGCGAAGAUUACUACCGGCUAUCUGCCCAUUCAUAUCUGUAGAUUCAACAUAGAAUAGUCUGAAUAGCUAAUAGUUAGCCGCUAAACCGUGAGGAGAAUGGCAAGGCUUCUUGGUAUAUGUACCAUCACGCUGGUCGUGCUGGUGAUGAUAGCUGCCUGGGUCAGUGGCAUGAUCCUAUCAUACUUCACAGAUCCUGUACCAUACGAUGGACCACCCCACCCUCAAGGUGACAGACCCCCCUACCCAGGUGCUACAGCUGAUAAUCUCUGGUGGUUUAUACACAUCUCAGACAUCCACAUUUCCCGCUUCAGAGACCCACAAAGAGCUGUAGACUUCAAAACAUUUUGCAUGGAGAACAUUGAUGUCAUCAGGCCAGAAGUUGUAGUUGUCACAGGGGAUCUUACUGACGCCAAGACAUACGACAACAUUGGAUCAACGCAGUUUGAGAUCGAGUGGCAGACAUAUCAGAACACAAUCAAGCAUGCUCGUAUUCCUGAGAGAACUGUAUGGCUUGAUGUGAGAGGAAACCAUGAUGCAUUUGACAUUCCACACACUAGACAUGAUACAAAUUAUUAUAGGAAGUAUUCAGUUCUCGGAGAACAGGGAGAUACAACAUUCAUGUACCAACACAAGACCUCAUUUGGGACCUAUUCCUUCAUUUCUUUGUAUGCCCUACUUGAUCCAGGACCAAAGAGACCAUUCAACUUCUUUGGAGCUAUUCCUGAGGGUGAGAUGGAUCGAUUGGAGUCGUAUGUAUCACAGGUUGAAAAGCAGAGUUCAAACAACCACACCAUCUUCUUUGGUCAUUACCCAACGUCCACCAUCCUCACAUCUCAUAGGAGACUUACACAAAACUUGAGGAAGGGUAUAGCAUAUCUGUGUGGUCAUCUGCAUAGUCUUGGUGGGUUAGCCAGGCAUAUGGAAGCCACACAUAAAACAGGGUCACUGGAGCUAGAGGUUGAAGAUUGGAAGGUGAAUAGAAUGUACCGGAUAAUGGCAUUUGAUCAUGAUAUGCUGUCUUUUGUGGAUGUGAAGCUGAACGAGUGGCCAGCCAUUGUCAUUACCAACCCUAAGAGAGCUCGAUUUAUGGCACCGGAACAUGAACCAGUCCAUAAAAUGAUCCAUUCAACACACAUAAGGGUGCUAGUCUUCUCGCCAGACCCCAUUAAAGUAGUAACAAUCAGCAUUGAUGGACAUGUCAUUGGAGCUGCCAAACAUGUAGAAGGCCCUCUAUAUGUAGCACCAUGGAAACCUGGAAUGUACUCAAAAGGGUUACAUGAAAUAUCAGUCAUAGCUGAGGAUUUCAGUGGGCGAUCUAACGUCAACAAAGAGCACUUCUCGCUGGAUGACAGCAAGCCGGAACAGUGGUUCAUUGCAACAGUUGUUCUUCUUAUAGAUAUCACAAAAGCAUUUAUGCUGUGGAAUUUCCUUAUGUUGUGCCCAAUUAUACUUCUUCUUGUUAUGCUUCGUACACAAGUCAGAAAAACAGCAGCAGGUUUUUACCGUAGUGUUGUAGUAAGGGGCUUAAUACGUCUCUCACAUGUGGAUCUGUUCUUCUACUCAAUAAUAGGACUGUUAGUCUAUCCUUAUAUAGGUCCAUGGUGUAUAGGUCACUUUUUGACUGGACACAUAGGAGUGUCCACUGCCUAUGGUAUUUAUACAAUAGGGUCCUGGGUUCCAGAGACAUUUGGCAUGGUUGUUACAGUAAUUGAUACAUUAUUAAUAUAUAUCCCGCUCAUACUCUUCUGUGCUAUUCACCUGUCACCACCACCCCCUCAUGUGUCCAACGGGACGGUCUCCAGCUCAAAUCGGAACGCCAAGAGGCAAAACAGCGCCCUCAAUCUUGUAUGGACACUGGUCAGUAUACCAGGCAUGAUCCUGGGUGCUUUAUUUCAGGCCUACAAUCUCUACAAUCUGUACAGCGCGUAUGGAUGGUUAACUCUCUUCAUCUCUCCCAAGUUCUUGUGGUCCUAUCUCUGGUCGUACUACCUUGCCUAUCGCGCAGUGACAGCGGGACCUGUAUGGGUUCGUCAACGGUCCUGUUAACGUGAUUUAAAUGCGGUGUUUUCAGUCGUCUGGUGCAUUCCGUCGAAUUAUGAAAUAAACCAAAUGAAAUGAGUGAUCAAGAGAGGUCUAUAUGUUUAUUGACCAAAAAAUGGUGUAUGAACAAUGGUGAUGACUCUUCAUGAAGUAUGAAUCAUUUGAGAAUAUAUAUAUUGGAUAUUUGAAGCAUUUGUUGAGAUUUUCUGUCCGCUGUGUAUCCAAGUAACUUAUUACUAUUUUAAAGUAAUAUAUACCAGUGUUGUUUUCCAACACGGCAUUAUGCACAUGAUAAUUCUGUACCAUUUGAUACUUACAGUAUAACGAGGUGAAUUAUUUUAUAGUGCACUGUUAUGAGCUAUGUUUUGAAUGAGAGUUAACAUUUUUUUUAUUGAUGUGCUUGUUGGUAGUUAGAUUUGAGUCAAUCUCCAGAUAUUCUGGAAUAUUGUAACGUAGUUUUUAUAUUGCACUGUGAUGAAAUGUUGUAAUAUUUCAUGUACUUAGUGUACUAAAAGCUCUGUAAAUUUACUUUUUUUUUUACAUUGAUGUAAGAUAUUAGAGAUCAAUUAAUGUAAACCGAAUAAGUGGCUUAUGCUGAUCUUGCAGUGUCUGUGUGUGUUUGUGUGUGUAAUUGACCUUUAACCUAAUUGUAUGUUGAAUUUUUAAUACAUAGUUCUGUCGCACAUCGCACAAUUGCUGUCAUUCAUAUACUUUGAAAAGCAGCAGAGGCUCUUAAACUGAGAUAUCAAAAUAGCAAAAUUUGCCUAACCAAUUUUGAUCAGCCAUAAAGCAAUCACAAACACGAAAGAAUAAGGAUAUAGCUAACCUUCUAAGACAACUUUUGAAAAGAGGAUAUGAAUAUCUAGCUUUGAAUGGGCUUAUGAUUAAACCAGCCAUUUUCCUGUCUGUAUUCUGUUGAUGAAAUUGCGUAUAAUCAGCUUGGAAAACCUUAAGAAAGAAACUGAUUUUUAUUUUAUCACAACACCAAUACCAUCAGUGAUCCUGAAAUCACCCAAUAUCAGUUAUUGAAAGCACAAUACCAAGCAAUGUUCAUCCUAACACAAGCCUUGUUUCAAGUUUGGUGUUAUAGCAGAUGCUUAUUUUGCCUUGACACCAACACCAGCAUUCAACACCACUUAAAAGUUUUUCGUUACAAUACACAGUCAGGCAAUACAAAGAAAUUUCAAUUGAGAUUCUUAUCCAUGUCACUGAGUACAGUGUAGGCUUAUAUCCACUUGGGUUGAAUAACUAAGUACAGUGUGUACACUACCAUUUUUAUUUCAUAAAACCAAUUUGGGAUGUUUUUUUGUGAAAUGAUCAAAUGGUUUCUGUUUGAUAGUAGUUAAUAGUCAAGCAGACCUUUGGUGUAAGUACAGGAAAUUUGGAAUUUUGUAUGAUUGAAAAGGUUAAUGUUGAAUUUCAAUUUAAGACCCUCCAUGUUGGAUAGAAAUGUGAUCAUGUUAUUUCCAGUUUCUGUAUUGGACAAAGUGGAUGUUGCAAGAAACUUUUUGGAAACCAUUGCAAACUCACAACUGAAAGAUCAGUUUUGACUGUACAAAUUGAAUCUAUGCUGUAAUCAGUCGCAAACCAAUACACAGUUUUGUGACUGAGUUAAGGACCUGAAAUUGACUUUUAAUCAAUUCCAAGUUUCUUUUAAACCCCCUUAAGUGGUGUUAGAGUGAUUACAGGUAUUAAACAAAAUUGACACAUCUGUUUAACCUGGAAAUAAGACAAAUGAUAAUACAUUAAAUUUUAAAUGACAUACUGGUUUUGAAAAAAGGGGAUGAUGUAGUGUAUGUGAUAUGAGACUACAUUGUAAAUGUGGAUUAUACAAAAUGAGAUUGAACCAAAUUACAUUCCUCCCAUAUUACCUAUACAUAUAAACAUAUUUUCCAUGAAUCGUAUCUGCAAUAUUUGAGUAUAAAAGAUGGAUGAUUCAUUACAGUAGCCUAUAGAAUCAUGACUUCUGACCUUGCCAAUUGUUUGCCCAUUGUUGAUCUGUAUUUGUGAUAAUUUUACAGAUCCGUUACCAGUAUUUUGUCAUGAUUUUCUUGAAAAAGAAAAUCAGUUCCAAUAUACAGGGUGCUUUUAAGCUCUUAAAUAUGUUAAACAUCUUCCUUUUAUUUUUAUUUUGCAGUGUCUGCCAAGUUAGGUUUUGCUGAAUUUCAUUUAAUGGGAACAAUGAUUUAUACAUGUAGCAUUUUCAUUGUGUGUGUCAUAUAUAUAGUUAUGUUGUAAUGUGUUUCCAUUUGAAUGAUUUGAAUGUAGAAGGAAACAAAUGUAUUUCCUAAAUUGCUGAUCAUUACCACCACCACCCCAACCACCAUCACCACCACAACUAUCAUCACCACCACAACUAUCACCACCACCACCUCCACCACCAUCAU